Messenger RNA from Trypanosoma grayi, 309 nucleotides. RefSeq lists its product as hypothetical. The coding region runs from base 1 to 309 and encodes 102 amino acids. Lineage: Eukaryota; Euglenozoa; Kinetoplastea; Trypanosomatida; Trypanosomatidae. The record is from RefSeq and is a predicted model, not a curated record. The transcript has a single exon.
AUGCGGCCGACAGCACUGCUGCGGGUGCGGCUCCCAAAGGCGCGCCGCCCACGCGAGCGGCCGUGGGAGGUGUUCAACACGCGCGACUUCGGCUUCAGCGAGGGGUCGCAGAACUACAGCAUGUGGGCCCUCACCGCCAGCACCUUUGGCGUGCUGCUGCUGUUCGAGGUCUACCAGCAGAUGCUGCGCAUUUUGGCGCGCGGCGACACGUGCCCCGCCUGCGAGGCUGCGAGGGAGCACUAUCGGCAGCGUGUCGCCAACAAGGAACACGAGAUACAGGAGGUGCAGCGCCGUGGCGGCAACGCGUAA